AUACAAUUACGGAACGGUACAGGAGCAACGUUACAGCAGUUACCCAAACCCGGUGCAACAAGUUUUGAAAAAUCAAAUCUAAAACUUCGAGAGAUCUAUCCUAUCUAACAACGGUCUUUCUUUAUGGGUAAACAAGUAGUCAUUCAAAAAUGUUGAGUGUGAGGAUAUCUGGAUUGCCUUUGAGGGGCUACCAUCAGUACAAGAAGAGUCAGUGUGAAGGAUUAAAAAAAGGGGAAAAGUUGAAGCUGGAAAUUGAUAAGGAGAGGUAUCUUGGCACAGCAACAUUUCCUGUAGCAGCUAUUAGAGAAACAAGUGGUUUAAAGAUAGGGCAGAUACCAAAAGAGUAUUCUUGGUGUUUCAAGGUGAUUUUAAGAGCAGAUUAUGUACAAAUGAUGGCCAAAGUUGUAAGUGAGGAGCCUGUAAAACGAAAUGGGGAAGAGAUCAUUUGCAGAUUUUUUAUAGAUGCAACAGAUAGUCCAGAUGUACACAAUGCACUUGAUAAUCUCUAUAAAAUUCUUCAAGAUUCCUGUUGGGACUUCUAUAAACCAAAGAUGGAACAGUUCAUGAAGGAAGGCAAAAAAUGGGUAUAUAAGGAAUGGUCAAUCAAAACUGAGGAUGAAGAUCCGCAGAAACAAGAUAAUAUUCCUGAGGAACUGAAGGACAAUCCAUUUACAAGGGAACAAUUCGAGAAAGCUAUAUCUGAAGGGGAAGAGCGUGAUAAAUCAUUGAGGAUUAUGGUGAUUGGGUGCUAUGGACAAGGGAAGACGUCAUUGGUGAAGAAAUUGUUCAAAGAGAAAGUAAAAAGAAAUGUGGACAGCACAAAUGGAAUAGAUGUCAUUCACUUUGAUGUAAAAUCAGAUUACACUUGGGAAAGAAGAAUUAUUGAUACUGAUGUAGAUACAGAUGCAGCAAGAAGGCUGGCAGCAGUAGUUUAUCCAAAGGAUGGACAAGACAAGAAUAAUCAGUAUGCAACGAGGAGAAAAAGACAUGAAGAUCGUUCCAGUACAGAGGCUGAAACAAAAGUCAAUGCGAAGAAAAUAAAGGUAGAGGCAAGUUGUAGUUACACAAAUAAUGACUCAGAAGUUGUAAGCGAGUCUCAAAGCCAAGGAGAAAUUAGUCGAACGUCCUCCAGUUACGAUAGUGACAUAUUUAAGAGUUAUUCAUCAGUAUUGAGCGAUUCAUCCCUGCAUGAUACAAACGAUGCAUAUUUGUCAGGGUCAGUCUGGGACUUUGGUGGUCAGUUUAUUUUUUACUCCACCCAUCAACUUUUCCACUCGAGACAAGCAAUUUAUUUACUGGUCUUUGAUCUGUCUUUGGGACUUGACACUAUUGUCGAAGAUGAGGACUUUCCUAACAAGAAAAAUGUGAAAACUUUAGAAGAUUAUUUAAGAUUUUGGGUUAAUUCUGUCCACUGUUUUGUUGGGUCUAAUGACGGAGAAGAACCCCAUAUCAUUCUGGUAGGUACACAUAAAGACAAAAUAAGUGCUGAUCAAGAUGUUGAUGAAUACUUUGAAGAAGUGCGAAGUAUCUUUGAUAACACCAAGCUGAUCAGGCAUAUAUACCCACAACAUUUUGCAGUUUCAAACAUCGGACAGGAUACACACGAUUUUCAAGAGCUAAGAGGAGCAAUAACAAGAUUAGGAAAACAUUUGUCAGAAGAAAGGGCACAUUUACCAGCACGAUGGAUCCUUCUCGAAAAGAUGUUGAAAGAAAAACGAUAUGAAAGAAUUACAUCAUUUGAUCAUGUUCUGGCCAUUAACAAAGAGAUCCAAUAUCCUUUGGCAGAAAAAGAUGAGGUCAAGUUGUUCUUGCAAUUUCAUCAUGCAAGAGGGAGUCUUUUCCAUUUCAAUGACAAAGAAUUGUCCAACUAUGUUGUCUUAGAUCCACAAUAUCUCAUUGAUGCAUUUAAAUGUAUUGUAACUUCAAGAAAGUUUUGUCUUACUCAGCCAAAAUUGAGAGAUGCUUGGAGACAGCUGUGUGAGGAUGCUAUUCUUCAGAAAGCUCUUAUUGAAGAAUUGUGGGAAACAAACACAAACUUCCUGCAGCACAAAGAGGUUUUACUAGGCUUCCUUCAAUGCCAUAGAAUUAUUGCCCCGGUGCUCAAGUAUAAUGAAACCAAAGAUAUUUCCAGCCACCCUGGACCCGUAGAUUGUUACAUUGUACCGAGCCUUCUCAAGAAUAAAUCUUCAGCUCGACUGGUGUCUAAGUUUAUCAAAUACAAGGCUCUGACAAAGGUGGCACUUGUAUACGAGUUUGAGAAUGACUGCAUUGUAGGGACAGUCUUUCAACGAUUCACAGCUGCUGCACUUGGAAGGUGGCCGCCUGUUUCUUAUAAAAAGCAAAGUUUGCUUUAUGAAAAUCUGAGUGUAUUUGAGAUUCAACUUGAUCAUGCAGGAAUGACAAAAUUUAGAGAUGGUAUGCUGGAGCUUUUAGUUGUCAACCUGUGUCCGUCCAAGCAAGUUUCCAGUGAGGUUUGUGACUUGUUCCGAUGUUUCUUUGAAGCAGUAGUAUUUUCGGAAUUUCGGAAGCUAUCAUGCAUUGGUGAAUCAGGAAGUCCUGGUGAAAGAAAAUUGUUUACAAGUUCAAUAAGGUGCUAUGAUGAAAUCCAUGGGCUUUACGGCAGUGACAAAAUGUACAAAUUAACGGAAGUAGAAAAUGCCAAGCCCAGUAUUCCUUGUCCAGACUUUAGUAGCCACACCUUCAAUGCUCAAGAUGGUCUUAAUAUGUGGUACAACACUGAUAUUAUUGAUAUAAAAAGUGUUCCAAAAAAGGAACUUACUGACCAAGAGUGCGUAACAUUGUCAACUGAAGUCAUUGGACGUGGGUGGGAGCUUCUAGCAUAUAAGCUGGGCAUCUCAGUAGUUGAAGUGGAACAUAUAAAUGACGACUUUCCUAAGAAAUCACAAAAGAUUUUAAGAAUGUUGAAGAAAUGGCAGGGUAAAAAACAUGAAAAAGCGACUCUGGAUGUUUUGGUCACAGCCAUCCGUAAAGUACGAGCCUCAGAGUUAACGAUUGAUGAAGAUAAACUCAAAGGAAUAAUUUAUGAGCUAGGUUGACACUUUGAUUAUUAACUGUGACAAAUUGUGAAUUGGAGCAAGUUCUUACUUAGGUAUGCAAUUUCUGUUUGAUAUUUUCUUUUCUUUUAAAAUGAAUUUGCCAAAGCAAGAUUGAAGCUUUUACAGUAUUUACUGUUAGAUUAUUUUGAUUUGUAUUGAUUGUGUGUAAAUAAGUGAAUUAAAGUACCUCUACUGAGAAAAAAAAAAAAAAAAAAAAAAAAACCCGUAAAAUUUCAAAGUCCUACAAAAAUGUGAAGCACUUAAAUGGAAAAAUCUGUAAAGGAUAAUUAUAAAUUUGCUGAAAAUUAAAUUGAAAAUAGAUUUCUCAAUUUAAGUUGUUUCAUUUUUGGGUUAUAUUGCGCAAUUAAAAUGGUGAUUCUGGAAAAGCGUGGAGAUGUGGUGAGCUGAAACUUUGCACAAAAGUUAUUGGUCUAGAUAUACAUUAGAUUGUACACAAAUAUUGGGGAAAAUAUUUCAAGAACGGUCAUGUAUAGAACCUCUGUGGAGUUCCUUUAAAAUACACAAUAACAAAUGUUUGGUAAAAAUCAAGGGAACAUCUUUUUGACUGACUUGGGUUCAAUUUGUUUUGGAUAUUUUUUAAGGUUGUAAAUAUUGAAACUUAAGGAUAAUAUGAUUUGAAGGAUGUCUUUAGUUGAUGUUGAUGCAAUUAUCUUAGCAUGAUUGAAAACUGUCAGCCGUCCAAAGUAUUUUAAAUGUGUUCAUGUAUUUCAUUUAUGUGUUCAGUAUUUGAUCUCUGUUAUACUAAAGACCAAUUUGAAAAAUGGCACUGUUAAGUUUUUUUUAAGAGUUUUUUUUAUGCCCCCGGGCAUAUAGUGAUUGAACCGUCAGUCCGUCCGUCCGUCUGUCUGUACGAGGUUAACCUAGAACGGAAGUUGGAUUUUUCUUAAGUUCUACCUGUACCAAUGGCUUCUAAGUUUACACAUUUACUAAUCAAUACAAAGUACAUGAUCUGGGCAAGUUACAUAACUGUGGCUUUCAUAUUUACCAAGUUAUUGCCCUUUUCAGCACUUACAAAAUGAAUAAUGGUUAACCUAAAACGGCAAGUUGGAAAUGUCUUAAGUUCUAUCUAUACUAAUGGCUUUAUAAUUUCCACACUUACUUAUCAAUACAAAGUACAUGAUAUUGCCAAGUUAUAUAACUGUGUCAUCCAUAUUUCCCAGUUAUUUCCCUUUUUUCACUUUGAAAGUAGGGCCUUGUCUGGUUAACCUAUUUCGGCAAGUUGGAUUUAUCUUAAAUUUCUCCUAAUUGCUUAAUUUCUUUAAUGAUAUCUUUCAUAUUUAGUAGGUGGAUACCUUUGAUGGUCCUCUAAUUUUUUGUGGAGUAAGCGGUCUCUAGGGUCAAGGUCACUGGUUUAAAAAAUAAAUAUAAACAUUUUUGCUCAUACAGCCUUUAUAUUUUAGUUGAUGUUUUAGUUUAAUACAAACAUGCCAAGGGAGGUCCUCCUUCUUUGUGUGUAGUAAGGGGUCAUUUGGGUCAAGGUCAAUGUUACCAAUGUCAAGGUCACCAAUGUUGAAAAUAGAUUUUUACAGGUGUAUUUACCUUAUUCUAUAGACAGAUGUUAUUUAUAAUUGAUAGAAACAUAAACUUUGAUGGAGUUAGUGGUCAGUUGGGUCAAGGUCACCAGUGCUAAAAAUAGAUUUUUACACAUUUGCUCAUACAGCCUUUAUUAAGUGACAGAUAUAUUUUAUAUUUCGUAGGAAGAUAACUUGCAUGGUCAUCAUUUUGAUUGGGGUAGGGAUCAGUGGGUCAAGGUCACUUGUGCUAAAAAUAGAUUUUUACACUUUUUGCUCAUACAGCUUUUAUUUAUUGACAGAUGUAUUUCAUAUUUGGUAGGAAAAUAACUUACAUGGUAUUUUUCUUUUGGAUAGAGUUAGGGUUCAGUUUGGUUAUGGUCACCAGUGCUAAAAAUAGAUUUUUACACUUUUGCCCAUACAGCCUUUAUUUAAUGACAGAUGUAUUUCAUAUUUGGUAGAAAGAUAACUUGCAUGAAGUUGAAUAUUUUUCAUCUUCACAAGUCAGAGCAAUGACUUGUCAACUUAUAUUUUUCACAAUUACAAAAUGCUUUGACUUUGUCAAGCUAUAUUAUAUAAACUUGUGUUUACAAUUUUUUGGCAAUUUUUCUGUCCAUAACUGAGUGAAUGGGUAAACAUUUUUUGAAAUCAAGAAUCUGAGCCGGGGGCAUUUGUGUUUAACAAACACGUUCUUGUUUGAAGUAAAGUUUGUUACUAGUCAGUCCCGUAUUGUUGAUCUCCUUUGUACUAAAGACCAUUUAAAAAAUGGCACUGUUAUGGAUUUUUUUAAUAAUUUUAUUACUGGUCAUACUGGUGUCUGUAUUAUGUCAACGAAAUUAUUUGUUUACUGGAUAGUCCAGUUAGUAUCAGUAUAAAUUGAUGUGAUAUGAAUUCAUUGAUCUCCUUCAUACUAAAGACCAUUUUAAAAAUGGCACUGUUAUGGAUUUUUAAAUAGUUUAAUUACUGGUCAGUCUGGUAUCAGUAUAAAUUGAUGUGAUACAAAUUCAUUGAUCUUGUUCAUACUAAAGACAAUUUUAAAAUGGCACUGUUAGGGAUUUUUUUAUAGUUUUUUUUAAAUAUUUUUAUUACUUGUCAGUCAGGUAUUCAGUGUCUUAAAGUGUCUACAAGUGAUAUUUCAUAUACAUUGUUGUGCCAACUUUCCCUUGUACAUAUUGACUAACAUAAACAAUAAGGAGUGUCUAAUGAUUGUAGGCAAUCAUCAAAUGAUGGUUUACAACUAGAAUUUCCUUUUAUCCUUUUGUUCAGAAAAUCCAUGACAAGGAUCAAGUUUGUUCAAAAUUGUGUCAAAUUUCAUUAUUAUAUAUACUCUUGUAGAAAUGUAUAUAGAAUUUUUUUCUUUGAAAUAUUGUUGUUGUAAAUAAUAGCUGUUUCAGUUGAUCAAAAACUUCCAUGAUUCAUACUAAAUGGGUCUUCAACCUAAUGCAUUUUAAUCGUUACCAUUUAAUCUCGUUUUGACUAAAGAAAUUUUCUACUAUUAUAAUGGAUAUUCCAUUUUUUUGCGGCAUUCUUUGGGUGAAGUGUAAGUUUGGUAGUUACAUUGUCUAAAUGACUGCAGAUUUGUUGACACGUUUUUGAAAUGUGUUCAGUAUUUUCAUAUUUGAUGCAUGUUCAGUAUAUUUACUAUGUGUUCAGUAUUUUUUAUCUGUGUUCAGUAUUUAAUUUGAUCUAUGUUAUAUCAAAGACCAUUUUAAAAAUGGCACAUUGUUUGGUGUGUAGAUAGUUUUGUUACUUGUCAUUACGGUAUAAGUGUAAUAUGUCACUGAGAUUAUUAUUUUACUGGUCAGUCCUGCCAGUGUUAUGUGACCUGGUGAAGUAUCCCGUUAAUGUAUCUAUGACUGAUAUUUGAUUACGACAUUGUUAUUCCUGCUCCUACAUCAUGUAGAUACCCUCACAUUAGGUACCAGAAUAAAGUUUUAAACAAACAUGCAGUGGUCAUUGUAUAAUGUACUUUUUUUAACCAAAGGCUUAAGUGUUCUUCAAUAUUUUAUCCCCAGAAAGUUAAUUGACCAGAAGGCAUCAUUAAUACUUAAGAAGCAAACAAUACUUUACAAGCAGCUGUCUUUAAAGAUUGAUUGUUCUUAAACAUAAGAAGAGUUUUAUGAUCACCACCAUGUGAAAGCAUCUGUGGAUGUUUGUUAUUUCUAUAUCAUACAUUGUUGUCUUGUUGGAAUGGUUCUGAAAAGAGUUUCUAGUAAAGUGGGUCACAGGAAUGGAGCAUUGUGUAGUGCGCUUUGUCACUCACAAAUAAUUUCGGUCAAACUAAGUCUGCACCAUUGUAAAUUUUGUUGGAUUUGACAUUCUAGAAUAUCUCCAUUUUGGAUUUUUGGAAUAAAGAAUUGUUGAUUGGACCUUUACAAAAAGCUUUAUAGGACAUACAUGUAUACUUUGCAAAUAAAAUAUUUGCCAUUGGUUUUGUUAGUUUCCAAAAAAAUCCCUGAAACUACAAAGCGUAAGGCUUACUUGUUAAUUUUAUUCUGCAUUGUCAAAAGAAGACAUAUCAUAACCUAGUGCUAGAAGUAGCCAAGAACAUUUUAAAUUUUAAAGAUUUCCAGGUGAGCAAUGUUUGCCCAAUAAGCCAAGCAAUAUUAUUGGUCCACUUAACUAUAAAGUAAAUAAAUAGAGAUACCUGUUGUAUAAAAAUAUAUCACAUAUCCUUCAUUUGAAUGAUUAUGAGCAUUUUCUCAUUAAACAAUAAAGAAGUUGUAUGAUUUUAAGUCCUGCACCCUCCUAUCUUGUGUCCGAGGGUUUGUGACAUCAGAAUCGCAGCCACCAUUUAUCCCUGCAUGAUCAGAGAGGCAACUAAAUGGAUUUGAAUUAUUGUAGUAUAUGCAUCUCUUAGCUGAAGCAGAUGAUGUGGUUUGACCCCUUGUGUUGCUUUAGAUUUGUAAUAUCCGAGGUUAACCAAAAUCAUCUUUCCAGUUUCAAUGCCAUAUGACCUAAAUUGUGUUUGUGUGUCAUAAAACCAAGCAAAUAAAAACCAAGCAAAACCUUUCAACUUUUUCACAUUCUUAUUUCUUGUAACGAGUUCAAAGAAUUAAAAUAGGCAGGUUGUUUUGAUAAUGAUUUAAUAACCAGUUGUUGAAAGAGCAUUAAAUGGUCACAUGUCCUCUUUAGUAAAGUUUUUUUUCUUCUUAUAAAGCGAGAUAAAUUAUGUGUUUAUGAUGACAUUUUAUAUGAAUUUUUCCCGCUAUUUAUAUGCAUGUGUUACCUUGACAACAGCAGUUAGUGAAUUAAACAGUCGUUUUCUUCUCUUUCUAUUUGAUUUGUCUUUUGAAACGGGUCAUGCCAAACUUUGCCGUAAUUAUCCUUUCAAUUGUAAACCUUUACAUCUUUGUUGGUGCCUUUAUCCCUUUACUCGUUACAGUUACUCGACCUCAUCUAUCUUGUACAUUUCUACAUCUUUUAUAAAAUUUUCUUCUUGAAAAUUUAAAAGGUUGUCAUCACUGUUGGAAUCAUUAUCACUUUUGCUUUCAGACAAAUUUAUUUAUUUCUGUAUUACAGUCCGUGGUUUGAUAGGUCUUGUUUGGUGUCAUGUGCAUGCUUGUUAGUUCAAAUCUAUGCAAAAUUUACUUUCUUCCCUUUUAAUAAAUAAAUUCAGUUCUCUCUCUGCCUUUUCACCUACAUCACCAUUCAUUUGACUGAAUGAAAAAAUCCACUCUCCUUUACAAUUGUGCGGAUUAUCGUUUCUUCUAAAGAUCUUUGCAUCCGUUGCACUAAAAAGAUAUGCCACUGUGCUGUUCUGUUAAGUGAAAGUGGUCAGUAUGCUCUAGUUGCUUAUUUAAAAUCAAUUCUAACUAUGGUUGGUUCGAAUCUCACUAGAAGCAUGAAAUCUUAUAAGUGAGGAAGCUAUCGAGCUGUCUUUGAGAGGAUCGGUAAUUCUAAUGACAUGCCAUCCCAUGCCUUCUUCCAGUAGUCAAACCUCGAAAGUUGCCAUAUGACUGAAAUAUUGCUACCGUUAUAAUAAACACCCAGGCAAAAGAAAUGAUGAAAGAAAAAUAAAGUAAUAAAAACAUUGUCAUGGGUUUAAGACUUUUAUUUAAACAAAUGUGUACAUGAAAUAAUGAAUAUUUCGUCUUCUUUAACUUACGGAUUCCUCGUCUAAGUUGAAGGAGUUGAAGUUGUAACGAAGAGGAGUUGAAGUUGUAACGAAGAGAGUAGCUUGAAUGCUGCUGUCAUCAAAGGAAGGUACACUCGUUUCAAGGUCACUAUUAACUGAAAACAGUUUCCGGAUCAUAACUUAAGUUCUAUUUUGCUCACAAUAUUCAAACUUCAUAGGAUGAUAGUCCAUAUUGUGUAGAAAAUCCCUAUUGGUUUUGGGGUCACAAGGUCAAAGUCACUAUUACCUUAAAAUUGAUAACAGUUUCAGGAACAUAACUUAACGCCCAUUUGGCCCAUAGUGUUCAAACUUCAUAGGAUUAUUGUCAAUAUUGGGUAAAAGACCCCUAUUGAUACUUUAUAUAAUUCCCAUGUCUUACUUAUGCUUCAUCCUUACUAAAAAACACUUUCGGGCAUAUAAUGCUUCGCCUAGAGGUGCCCAUGUAAAUUAUUUUACAUAAACCUUCAGCUCAAGCAUUUCUGCUAGUAUAUGGCUUAAGUUUAUCAUGAGGUACAAUUUUUGUUUGGCAUACGAGGCUUAGAAAAGUAUCCGGAAAUGUUUCAUAACUUUUUAGCUCACCUGACCACUUCAUAGAGUGACAGGGCUAUGUCCAGCAUUGUGCGUCGUCAACAAUUUGGUUGUUAACACUCUAGCAGUCACAGUUUUGAUUGGAUCAUCAUUAAACUCUAUCAGAAUGUUUGUCUCAAUUAAAUACAGGUCAAGUUCGAAUAUGGGUCAUCUCGGGUCAAAUACUAGGGUUUUGCUCAUAAAUAAUGUUCCACCUUAUAUAUUUAAUUAUCACAUGCAGUAUGCCAGUGCAGUCAGUGUCAGCUGCUGAUAUCUUCUCAUGCUGAACAACAUUUAUAAACACUUUACAGAUAACCCAUGGUUCUGCAGCCCAUAGCUGGAAACUUGCAUCUUUCCAAGUAAUGUUUGGUUAUUUAGAUUUUUUCUUUUAUAAACACAUUAAUAAAUACUGUUCACAACUUUCCAAACAGUAUAUGGUUAUAUAGAUUGCUUCAUUAUAAAUUCAUAAAUAAAACACUUUUAAGUGUUUAGUCUACUGUUAAUUGUUGGAAAUGAGUGUCCUUCCAAGUAGUGGUUUGUUAUUUCGAUUGCUUCUUUUAUAAAAUCAUAUUGAUAAAAUACUUGUCAAAUACUCCAUGGGUCUAUCUU
Messenger RNA from Ruditapes philippinarum (Manila clam), 9881 nucleotides. RefSeq lists its product as uncharacterized. The coding region runs from base 150 to 3056 and encodes 968 amino acids. NCBI's taxonomy places the organism in Eukaryota, Metazoa, Mollusca, Bivalvia, Venerida, Veneridae. Gene Ontology annotation, biological process: signal transduction. The transcript has 7 exons. Gene Ontology annotation, molecular function: protein binding. The record is from RefSeq and is a predicted model, not a curated record.